Messenger RNA from Trichobilharzia szidati, 1171 nucleotides. The record is from the annotation of a GenBank genome assembly. Lineage: Eukaryota; Metazoa; Platyhelminthes; Trematoda; Strigeidida; Schistosomatidae.
GCCCUUACAAGGUUACGUUUGCAAAUCUAGGAGGAUAGUGUCUUUCAGUAUUGCUUGGACUUAGGCUUGCUUCGAAAGGAGAGGGAGGUAUCAUGACCUUAAAAAGCUAUAUUAGGUCAAUUGAUGGAUUUGUCCAUCGUUGUGGUAUAUGCUCCAAGCGUGUUAGCAUUAGAGAGGGAACUUUUUUUGCAAUGUCGCACCUCUCCUUGACGCAAAUUUUAUAUAUCUGCAACUACUGGGUAUUAAAACAGCCAGUGAGAGCAGCAGCUGCGGAGACGGAGAACAGCCUCGUCUCAACAGUUCAAUGGUACCAGUAUUGCAGAGAUAUUGAAUCCUGGAAAAUCGAGAAGAUCACUUCGUUGUUGGGUGGAGAAGACGUUAUCAUGCACUUGGAUGAAACUGUGAUGCUGAAAAAGAAAUACAACCGUGGUCGCCAGCGAGCGAAUAAUAUCUGGGUGAUAGGUUUAUACGAUACUUCCUUACGAAAGGGAUUCGUUGAAAGAAUAGGAGAUAGAAAGGCGACAACGUUAAUACCUAUUAUAACGAGACCCAUCAAACGGGGUUCAAUUAUACACACGGACGAGUGGAAAGGUUAUAAUUCGCCUUCAUCUUUGGGAUAUGGUCAUCACCGAGUGAACCAUUCAAACGAUUUUGUGGAUCCAGUUGCCGGAACUCAUACAAAUUCUAUUGAAGGAUUUUGGGGCCGGUUGAAAAAUCUGGUAAGGGCUAUAAAUGGAUCCCGGAAGGAUCUCAUUUAUAGUCAUUUAGAUGAAUAUAUAUAAACAUAUAUAUACAGAGUGUGGUGCGACUUUUCUAUUGACAGUCCGUUGCUGAAUUGGGAAAUGUUUCUGUCCCAUGUUCGUGAAAGAUACCCGUUGUAAUUGUUUUAUCCUAUUUUUUAUGCAUUUUUCUAUAAAUAUACAUUACCACUUAUCAUAAACGCCUCUUUCUUGUGAUUGGUCCGUUCAAGGUCGUUUGCUGAUUGGUUGUUACUGGUGUCUAAAGUUUAACUCCGCCGGAUUUCAUCAUGAGCUGACAGCAUUUGGAGAACCACUGGAAAACCUGGGAGGACUGGACAGCUGUUUCGUCCUAGUUUGUGACUCUGAGGAUAUAUAUAUAUAUAUCACCUGAGGUAAUGGUGUAGUCAGUGGUGAAAGUCUGGAGAUGUGAU